This is a messenger RNA of Penicillium soppii, 744 nucleotides long. RefSeq names its product SDR family NAD(P)-dependent oxidoreductase. The transcript has 2 exons. The record is from RefSeq and is a predicted model, not a curated record. Lineage: Eukaryota; Fungi; Ascomycota; Eurotiomycetes; Eurotiales; Aspergillaceae. The coding region runs from base 1 to 744 and encodes 247 amino acids. Gene Ontology annotation, molecular function: oxidoreductase activity, acting on the CH-OH group of donors, NAD or NADP as acceptor.
AUGGCAACCUCAUACGACUUCUCAGGCCAAUGUGUUCUGAUAACAGGCGCCGCAAGUGGAAUCGGACUGGCCACAGCGAAAGCAUUAUCAUCAAGCAAUGCCCGGCUAGCACUGUGCGACAUCAACAUCAAGGGCUUAGAAUCUUUCCAAUGUGAGGGCAAAAAGCACCGCAUAUACGAGCUCGAUGUGACAUCCCCGUCUGGCAUCGCCGAAACCGUGGAAUCCGCGCUGCGGGAUCUCGGCGGUAUCAACCACGUCUUCAACUGCGCGGGCGUGAAUCCCACAAAUCACGCACUGACCGACACGACGGACGAAUACUGGAGCAAUAUUGUCGACACGAAUGUCCGCGGCACGUAUCUGGUGACGCGAAGCUUGAUCCCACAUUUGAAGCCAGGGUCUUCGAUAGUUAACGUCUCUUCUAUUGCCGGGUCGCGUGCUAUGGCUGGGUGGGCGAUCUAUAACGCUUCGAAAUUUGGGGUCGUUGGGUUCUCUAAGUCCAUGGCUCUUGAAUUGGGACCAAAGUGUGUGAGAGUCAAUGUUGUUGCGCCGGGGCAUAUUCAUACUCCGACUAAUAUUGCGGUGAAGACGGGCCAGGAGGAGAUUGAUAGAACUGCUGAGUUCGCAAGUGCGAUGGGGAGAUUUGGGACGGCGGAGGAGGUGGCUGACGUGGUACUGUUUUUGAUGAGUGGUGCUGCGAGGUAUGUCAAUGGGGCCGUGGUUGAUGUUGAUGGUGGAGCGAAGUGA